CAAAUGUCUGAGUCAGCCUAAGAAGAAAAUGCUUUGAACCAUCUUUUAUUUCUCAACAUGGUUUGCAUCUUCUGCUUGUACACAGUUUGUAGACAGUCCCCUGCUGGGAUGGCCAGCUUCAAAGAAGCCAUAUCAAAGAGGGCAGCUCUUCAGAUUCUGCCCUGCACUGUGUCUCAGCUGCUGUCUGCCUCUGAAGUCGGGAAUGGUACCUUUGCGAUCUGCGACUGGGAACUGAACCAGGUGUCUGUGGUGGGCAUCAUCCGAGCAUAUGCUCCUUUCGUGACAAACAUCCAGUACUCUGUGGAUGACAUGACUGGCCCACCUUUAAAUGUGAAGCAGUGGGUGAACACAGAGGACUGCGCACUGAUGACAUCUGCUUCUCCUGGAAUGUAUGUGAAGGUGACUGGAAGUCUGCACAGUUUCAGUGGUCAAAGGUCAUUGCUGGCAAUGAAUAUCCGGUGUAUCAAGGACCUGAAUGAGAUCACAUCCCACAUGUUGGAAGUGGUACAAGCCCAUGUGCAGCUUUUUGGAAAGGUAUUUGAUGUGAAUAUGAACACCACUGCUGCUUCACUGUCUAGAAGAGUCCUCAGGCAUGGAGGUGGUGGGCAUCCUGAAGGCAUUGUACCAGACUGGCUGUCCACCAUCCAGGGUCAGGUUAUGCAUGUAAUCAGGAGCUUGUCUAGUUUACAUGACCUGAAGACACAGCUUUGCUACCUUGGUAUGAGUGACAUCAGAACUUCCCUGGCAUUUCUGGUAAAUGAAGGUUGUGUCUUCUCUACCAAUGAUGAGCAUCAUUUCAAGUCAACAGCACCAUAGCGGGCUGCUUAGAGGCCCGUGAGACAUCAGUCCUGGAUUACAGCUGACCAGGAUGUGCAUGCUGCCCACAUUUUUUCAGGUCACACAAAUCUUAAUAGUUUUGGUUAAAUGUAGCUCUUUCUUUAUGACCUGCUGUCGCUGAUUGCUUCAUCCAUCUUGGCCUAAAGAUGUUGAAACUGUCUCAGGGUUUAUAGUGUAUCAUUGCCUGUGAAGAAUGGCAGCACUGAUGUAUUGCUCAGGCUUCUUUAUGUGUGAAUAUAAUUUUGUUUUAUAAUUUGAGUUUGUGGGUACCAUGCAAAUGAUGUGUGUGUAUAUAAAGAAUUACUAGAAGUUUAA
Chelmon rostratus (copperband butterflyfish) is the source of this 1152-nucleotide messenger RNA. Its product is annotated as replication protein A 32 kDa subunit-like. Gene Ontology annotation, biological process: nucleotide-excision repair; double-strand break repair via homologous recombination; DNA replication. Gene Ontology annotation, molecular function: DNA binding. The transcript is spliced from 8 exons. NCBI's taxonomy places the organism in Eukaryota, Metazoa, Chordata, Actinopteri, Chaetodontiformes, Chaetodontidae. Bases 58 to 816 code for a protein of 252 amino acids. Gene Ontology annotation, cellular component: site of double-strand break; DNA replication factor A complex; nucleus. The record is from RefSeq and is a predicted model, not a curated record.